Molecule: messenger RNA, 845 nt
Organism: Sphaerodactylus townsendi
Lineage: Eukaryota; Metazoa; Chordata; Lepidosauria; Squamata; Sphaerodactylidae
Product: histone H1-like
Exons: 1
Coding region: 60-752 (230 amino acids)
Biological process (GO): nucleosome assembly
Cellular component (GO): nucleosome
Molecular function (GO): DNA binding; structural constituent of chromatin
Source: RefSeq, a predicted model, not a curated record
GAGAAGAAAGAGCUGCUGCCGCUGCUGCCGUCGCGAGGGGACUUCAGGACCGCAGGACGAUGACCGAGGAGGUGCCGGCCGCGCCCGCCGCUGCGCUGCAGCCCGCCAAGGCGCCGGCGAAGAAGCCCAAGAAGGUGGCCGCGAAGGCGGCGCGGAAGCCGUCGGGCCCGAGCGUGACGGAGCUGCUGACCCAGGCGGUGUCGGCCUCCAAGGAGCGCAGCGGCGUCUCGCUGGCCGCGCUGAAGAAGUCCCUGGCGGCCGCCGGCUACGACGUGGAGAAGAACAACAGCCGCAUCAAGCUGGGCCUGAAGAGCCUGGUCACCAAGGGCACCCUCCUGCAGACCAAGGGCACCGGCGCCUCCGGCUCCUUCAAGCUCAACAAGAAGCAGCAGGGCGGCGGCGGCGGCGGGGCCAAGGAGAAGGGGGCCGCCUCCGUCUCUGCCCGGAAGAAGCCCGCUGGCGCCGCGGCCAGGACCAAGAAGCCCUCCUCCGCCGCCAAGAAGCCGGCCAGCAGCGCCGCCAAGAAGGUUAAGAAGCCCGCCGGCGCGGCCGCCAAGAAGCCCGUCAAGAAGGUGGCCAAGAAGCCUGCCGGGGCGGCCGCCAAGAAGGCGGCGGCCAAGAGCCCCAAGAAGGUGGCCAAGCCCAAGAAGGCCGCCCGGAGCCCCGCCAAAGCCAAGAGCGCCAAAGCUAAGCCUAGGACGCCCAAGGCCAAGACGGCCAAGCCCAAGAAGGCGGCGCCCAAGAGGAAGUAGGGAGCGAGCGAGCGCGCGCCCUCCCGACCACACACCCCCUCUCCCCAAAGGCUCUUUUAAGAGCCACCCACCGCUUCCCGGAAAGAGCUGAAU